Molecule: messenger RNA, 1020 nt
Organism: Pocillopora meandrina
Lineage: Eukaryota; Metazoa; Cnidaria; Anthozoa; Scleractinia; Pocilloporidae
Source: the annotation of a GenBank genome assembly
UUGAGUUCAAACAACGAGACGUCCUCUGAACAGUGCCGUAAUGGAAUAAGUCACAGUCACGUUUCUAUCGCAGUGUAUGUUUUCUCUCUUUUAGGGUCCCUAAUAGGAAACUUCCUUUUGAUCGUCGCUUCUGCAAGGAUAAAAGAAAAACGGCUACUCUUGAUCACUAACAUGGCUGCAUCCGACCUACUUGUGGCGAUCUUUUUACUUCCUCGCUUUAUUAAAAUAGAAAUCACCGGGUCCAAUGCUUUCCUCGUUCACGGAACUGCAGGCACAAUUCUUUGCAAAAUGUGUAAUUUCCUCAGCGAUAUGUCGUUAUCUGUUUCAACCCUGAGCUUAGUCAUGAUCGCCGUUGAGCGCUUCCUUGCAGUUGCAUAUCCUCUUGUCUAUAGAUCUACCUCCUCCAAGAGGUGCCGCAUUUUCGUCGCUUCAACUUGGGCCUUGGCCGCAGCGUUUCACUCACCAUAUUUUUAUACUUCUCGGCUGGUCAGAGUUGUUGGCAAUCAAAGUCAUGAUAUUGAAGUAUGUCAACAGAGCUGGGAACCAGCUUUCAAUGACAGAUUAGCACAUCGUCGUUACGGCAUCUUUCUAUAUACGACCGUGUUGAUUCUGCCAUUGCUUCUUAUUUCCGGUUUGUACAUUUUUAUCGCUUUCCAUGCUCGGAAUGACAAAAUGUUGACGUGUCGAAGUGAAAGGGGAACGAAACAGAGACGGGAUUGCACUCGAAAUCUUCUUAGGAUGGCCAUCGCCACUAUCAUUUCCUUUCUCGUCUGUUGGACGUUGAAAAUUGUGAUAAGUUUUAUAGACCUUAUUUCACCUUGGGUGGAUCCUAAUUGUAACAAAAGCUUCAUGGCAGUUUCUUACAUCGCAGAUUUAUUGGCAAGUUGUUAUUGUGCAGUUAAUCCAUGGCUCUGCUUUUUAUUCAUUCCAAGAUUUUUCUGUGAAUUAAGAGUAAUGACGGGUAAAAGAAAUAUUAGAUAUUCUAGAGCAGAGGGUAUAAAAAUGAAGAGGUUGCGAGGG